AUGCGUACCUACGAAGACAGCUUCUCCGGACAGAGGAUCUACCCUGGCAAGGGUAAGAUCUAUGUCCGUGGCGACAGCAAGGUGUUCCGAUUUGUCAACGGCAAGUCGGAGUCACUUUUCCUCCAGCGCAAGAACCCCCGUCGCAUUGCCUGGACCGUUCUCUUCCGACGACAGCACCGCAAGGGUAUCUCUGAGGAAGUUGCCAAGAAGCGCACCCGCCGCACCGUCAAGUCCCAGCGUGCCAUCGUUGGUGCCUCCCUCGAGGUCAUCAAGGAGCGCCGCUCUAUGCGCCCCGAGGCCCGAUCUGCCGCUCGCGCCGAGGCCAUCAAGCUGGACAAGGAGAAGAAGGCUGCUGCUCAGGCCGCCAAGAAGGCCGAGAAGGCCAAGAACGCUGCCACCGCCGCCAAGGGCCAGACCCAGCGAAACGUGAGCAAGCAGGGCGCCAAGGGUGCUCAGCAGAAGGUCGCUGCCCGAACUCGCUAA
Trichoderma asperellum CBS 433.97 is the source of this 483-nucleotide messenger RNA. It is a transcript of the gene RPL24, whose product is annotated as 60S ribosomal protein eL24. Gene Ontology annotation, cellular component: cytosolic large ribosomal subunit. NCBI's taxonomy places the organism in Eukaryota, Fungi, Ascomycota, Sordariomycetes, Hypocreales, Hypocreaceae. Gene Ontology annotation, molecular function: structural constituent of ribosome; mRNA binding. The record is from RefSeq and is a predicted model, not a curated record. Gene Ontology annotation, biological process: cytoplasmic translation.